Molecule: messenger RNA, 1699 nt
Organism: Morus notabilis
Lineage: Eukaryota; Viridiplantae; Streptophyta; Magnoliopsida; Rosales; Moraceae
Product: quinone oxidoreductase
Exons: 5
Coding region: 4-1206 (400 amino acids)
Biological process (GO): cellular response to oxidative stress
Cellular component (GO): cytoplasm; cytosol
Molecular function (GO): quinone reductase (NADPH) activity
Source: RefSeq, a predicted model, not a curated record
UUGAUGGGUUUGGUAAAGCUAAAACUCCAGUGUCAAACCCUGCAGCAUCUUCUUCUAGUACCGACUCGAUUCACUUCACACCAUUUCCAUCCAAGUUCAAGGCUUUUUCCACACAUAGCGACCAAUAAUAGCUCCAAGCCUAGAAUCUCUUCAUCUCCAACACUUGGAUUUAGCCAGAAUUUAACAGUAAGAGCGCUUGCCACUCAAGUAUCAGACUCAUCACCAGUAAAUAUGGUCAAAGCUAUUCGGGUUCAUGAACUUGGUGGACCUGAGGUGUUAAAAUGGGAAGAUUUGGAAAUAGGAGAGCCAAAGGAGGACGAGAUUCGUGUGAGAAACAAGGCCAUUGGGCUCAACUUUAUUGAUAUUUACUUCCGAAAAGGGGUCUACAAGGCUCCUCUAAUGCCCUUUACCCCAGGUAUGGAGGCUUGUGGUGUUGUGACUGCAGUAGGUCCCAGAGUAACUGAUAGGCAAGUCGGUGACGUUGUAGCUUAUGCUGGCACCCCAAUGGGCUCAUAUGCUGAAGAGCAGAUCCUUCCAGCGGAAAAAGUUGUGCCUAUUCCUGAAUCCAUCGAUCCUGUCAUUGCUGCAUCCAUAAUGCUUAAGGGUAUGACCGCACAGUUUCUACUCCGCCGUUGCUUCAAGGUUGAACGUGGACACACAAUUCUUGUUCAUGCAGCAGCGGGUGGUGUUGGAUCUCUAUUAUGCCAGUGGGCUAAUGCUCUAGGAGCCACUGUCAUUGGAACUGUCUCGACAAAAGAGAAAGCCGCUCAAGCCAAGGACGAUGGAGCGCAUCAUGUCAUAAUCUACAAGGAAGAGGAUUUUGUUUCCCGCGUUAAUGAGAUAACAUCAGGCAACGGGGUUGAUGUCAUCUAUGAUUCUGUAGGGAAGGAUACCUUUCAGGGAUCAUUGGCAUGCUUAAAACUCCGGGGAUACAUGGUGAAUUUUGGACAGUCAUCAGGGACGCCAGAUCCAGUACCAUUAUCAUCUAUUGCAGCAAAAUCGCUGUUCUUGACGAGGCCAAGUCUCAUGCAGUACAACGUAACUCGAGAUGAACUAUUGGCGGCUGCUGGAGACGUCUUUGCCAAUGUGGCAUCAGGUGUUUUGCGGGUUAGAGUAAAUCACAAGUACCCUCUGUCUCAGGCAGUUCAGGCGCACGCAGACUUAGAGGGUCGUAAAACAACCGGUUCCGUCGUUCUUAUACCCUGAUUCUUACCAUCUCUGAUUGUUAUAUGAAUAGUUGGUUUGUUCAUUUGAAAAGACACUAGUAUAUACGUGCUGUAAUUUGCAUAGGUCUACGCCUGUUUUGGGUUAGCCGCUGGAGUCUGGACAAAGGUGAAUAAACUUACAUGACAAACAAAUUGUUGAGUUCGUGGGCAGUACUUGAUAUGUGUUCCAUUACUUAUGGCGUUCUGCGUGGGCUCAUUUGGUGAAAAAAAAAAAAAAAAAGGAUAUUAACACAAUGUGAUCAUCUAACUUUUUACAGAAGUACUGUUGCCAUUAACGGUGCGAACCGGCUGGUAUUAUGGUGGUUUUUGAUAGGCAUGACGAUAGUUACCUGAUCGUUACCAGUAUUACGGUCGAUAUCAGCUGGUAUGGCAUCCUGAUAUCUUACGAGUAUAUUUGAUAUUCUAAAAAUAGUUGUAUGACAUGACGUGCGUAUAGUUUUUUCUCGUGCCAUAAUUCAAUUAAGUCCCAUAAU